AUGUCAAGUUUGUUUUCAUCCGCUGAUUAUACCGUUGAGGAUGCAUUUUCAAAAUUGCCCUUUGGCGAAGAUGUGCUCAGCUCAAUUCCUUUGGGACCUGAUUCAAACAGGUACAAUAGUGCUAAUUACUCCGAGACUUUUAGAAACAAAGCCCAUACCCAGCUCUUGCUUGAUUCAAUUCACCCAGAUGUAAACACACAUCCAAAAUUGUUCAAUCGUGCCGCAAAGGUCUAUGCCAGUCGCCCAUGCUUGGGAACUAGACCUUAUGAUUAUGAGAGAAGGAAACUGGCCAAUCACUUUGAAUAUUUCACUUACAAGGAGGUGCAUACAAAGAAGAACAACAUUGGUGCAGGAAUCAUUAAAUCGCUCAAUGCUAACAAGCAUCUCAAUUUAGAGUUGGAAGCACAUAGGAAAGUUGCAAACCAUUUGAAAGACUGGCAAACAUAUGGUGUGCCUAAUUAUCUCCGUGACAAUAAAGACCACAUCAUUGAAAAAAGUUGCUCAUUUAUUGUAUCGAUUUUUGCUGUCAAUAGAUUGGAAUGGGUCGUGACUGAUUUGGCAUGUUCUUCCUACUCCAUUACAAAUACCGCGUUGUACGAUACAUUAGGACCUAACGUGUCACAAUUUAUAUUAAAUGCAACAGAAAGUCCUAUGGUUGUCUGUACUCUUGACAAAGUGGAAACAAUACUCAAUUUGAAGAAGGGGUUCCCCGAACAAACGAAAUCUUUGAUCUCCAUAGUUAUCAUGGAUCCAAUUAGAUUCUUGGAUGCCAGGUUGAGCAAGUUGGCUGAGGAAUUGAGGGUUGAAAUCACCGACUUGCAAGCUAUUGAAGAGUUGGGUCGAGCAAAUCCAAUUCAAGAAUUACCUCCACGUCCUGAUACUCUUUUCACCAUUUCAUUUACAUCGGGAACGACUGGUGCAAAUCCUAAAGGUGUUAUGAUUCCACACAGAAUGGCUGCUUCAUACAUUUCGUUUUUGGCAUGCGUUGAGCCACAAGCUAAGCCAGGUGAUAUUGCCUUCAUUUUCUUGCCAUUGACUCACAUCUACGAAAGGCAAACAAGUGCAUAUGCACUUUCAGGUGGGUACGCGCUAGGUUUCCCUCAAACCACCGUUGGCCAAACUGGAAUUAAUACUUUUGCCAAUAUGAUUGACGAUUUGAGAGUUUUACAACCUACAUACAUGUCUAUUGUUCCAAGGUUGUUGACUAGGUUGGAGGGUUUAAUCAAGGCGAAAAUCAAAGAAUUAGAUGCAACUGAGCAGCGUAGAGUCAAUCAAAUCAUUGAGUAUAAACUUCACCAACAGGCAAAACAUGAUGGAGAACUGGGCUAUGAUACAAUGUUUGAUUCCUAUGCCCCUUACUACAACUUGCGUAAAUCCAUCGGCUACAGCAGGUUGAAAUGGGUGCAAAGUGCAUCGGCACCUCUUGCGCCAUCUACUAUAGCAUAUCUCAAAGCAAGUUUGAACAUUGGUGUACGUCAAUUGUACGGCUUAACAGAGUCAGGUGGGGCUAUCACAUCGACCACUGAGUAUGACUCCAAACCAGGUACUUCUGGCUCCAUUGCGCCUACAGCGGAAUUGAGAUUACGUGGUGUGAGAGACAUGGGAUAUGACGUGAGCAAAUUGGAAGGUGAAGUGAUGUUGCGUGGACCACAAAUGUUCAAAGGAUAUUACUAUAAUCAAGAAGAGACAGAUAAAUGUAUCAAUGAGCACGGUUGGUUCCAUACCGGAGAUAUAGGAUGUAUUGACGAUCGGGGAAGAUUAGCCAUUAUUGAUCGUGUGAAAAACUUUUUCAAGUUGGCACAAGGAGAAUACGUUUCUCCUGAAAAGAUUGAAAAUCGUUACUUGUCAGCCAACCCAAUCAUUAACCAAUUGUAUGUUCAUGGAAAUUCUUUGAAAUCGUAUUUGGUGGGAAUAGCAGGUAUCGAUUACGAGCAAGGACUCAAAUUCCUCAAUGGUGAAUUUGGUAUCAACAGAAUUGGCAUGAGUGAGGAGGAGAUGUUGACCCACAUGAACAAAAUCGAAGUCAAGACAAAACUCUUGCACGUUUUGAAUGACAAUGUCCGUGGCCAAUUGAAUGGGUUUGAGUUGUUGCACAAUAUCCAUAUUGAGAUUAAUCCAUUGACUGUUGAAAGAGAUGUUGUUACGCCUACUUUUAAGUUGAAAAGACCAGUUGCUCAAAAGUUUUUUGCCAAUGCCAUUCACAAGUUGUAUGAGAUUGAACAAAGUUUAAUUGUGGGAGCAAAAUUGACAAUAGCCAAGUUGUGA
Molecule: messenger RNA, 2265 nt
Organism: Lodderomyces theae
Lineage: Eukaryota; Fungi; Ascomycota; Pichiomycetes; Serinales; Debaryomycetaceae
Exons: 1
Coding region: 1-2265 (754 amino acids)
Biological process (GO): long-chain fatty acid metabolic process
Cellular component (GO): membrane; endoplasmic reticulum
Molecular function (GO): long-chain fatty acid-CoA ligase activity
Source: RefSeq, a predicted model, not a curated record